Macrosteles quadrilineatus (aster leafhopper) is the source of this 1082-nucleotide messenger RNA. RefSeq names its product transcriptional regulatory protein AlgP (gene RpL23A). The transcript is spliced from 6 exons. Bases 31 to 1032 code for a protein of 333 amino acids. Gene Ontology annotation, cellular component: ribosome; cytosolic large ribosomal subunit. NCBI's taxonomy places the organism in Eukaryota, Metazoa, Arthropoda, Insecta, Hemiptera, Cicadellidae. The record is from RefSeq and is a predicted model, not a curated record. Gene Ontology annotation, biological process: translation; ribosomal large subunit assembly. Gene Ontology annotation, molecular function: rRNA binding; structural constituent of ribosome.
AACAAGUCACUUCUCUUUCGUCUUGUUAAGAUGGCACCUAAACCGAAGCCGACGGAUAAACCAGCAGGUGAGAAAAAGCCUGCAGGCGAGAAGAAGCCUGCAGGGGAGAAAAAGCCGGCAGAAAAGAAGCCAGCAUCCGCUCCGGCUGCUGGAGCAUCUACAUCUGGAGCAGCGAAACCAGCUGCUGCUAAACCCAAGCCUGCAGCUGCUGGAACAGCCGGCAAACCUGGCUCUUCCAAGACUCCUGCUCCUGCUCCCAAGGCGGCCCAGGCGUCUGCCAAGGCUGCAGCCAAGUCCGCCAAGCCAGCCGCCUCAGGCGCUGCCAAGCCUGCAGCUGCUGCCAAGGGUGCCAAGCCUGCCGCAGCCAAGGCCGCUAAGCCUGCCGGUGCCGCUGCAGGGAAGCCUGCUGCCAAGAAAGCGCCAGCUGCCAAGGCUGGAGCUAAGCCUGCAGCCAAGCCAGCCGGUGCCAAGGCCGCUAAAGGCAGUGCCAAGCCUCUCCCUAAGAAGGCUGCGGGUGCCAAACCUGCUGCCAAGAAGGUUGAGAAGCCCAAGCGAGAUGUUGCGCCAAAGAGCCAGAAGGGAGGCAAGGUCGUAAAGAAGCCUGUCGUUCCUGUCAAGAGGGCUCUGAAAGUUAAGACCAAGGUCAUCAAGGGUACGUUUGGCAAGCGGGUAAGGAAGAUCAGGACAUCAGUUCACUUCAAGAGGCCUAAAACCUUCAAGCCUCCCAGGAACCCCAAGUACCCCAGGAAAUCCGUACCAAGGAGAAACAGGAUGGAUGCCUACAACAUCAUCAAGUUCCCCCUGACCACUGAAGCCGCCAUGAAGAAGAUUGAAGACAACAACACUCUGGUGUUCAUCGUACAUCUGGGGGCCAACAAACACCACAUCAGGACAGCUGUUAAGAAGCUGUACGACAUUGACGUUGCCAAAGUCAACACUCUUAUCAGGCCUGAUGGUAAGAAGAAGGCGUAUGUGAGGCUAGCACGAGACUACGACGCGCUAGACGUUGCCAACAAGAUCGGUAUCAUAUAAGCUGGGUUUUUUACUUAUGUGACUGUUAAUAAAAAAAAAUGUAAAAUCCA